ACAAAAGUGAAACCUCGAAGAAUCCGUCGAACCUCUUCAUUCUCAUCGCCUCUACCUUUUUCGUCUUCUCUGAUCGUCGGAGCCUGUGAUUUCACCACGAGUGCUCAAAACUUUUGCGCUAGCUUCUUCUGCCCAUCGCAUACUUUUCCCCAAAUACUCAUCCACCUUCUCUUCUUCCCAUCACAUCCUCAGAUUCUCACUCUCCGAUCGUCGGACCUUCUCAGCAAUGGCCGGAGCUGGCGGCGACGAGUUCGUUAAAGUAAACGUUUAUCCGAUCGCUGUCAUCACUCUCGAUCGAACCAAAGCUCUUAACGCCAUGAAUCUAGAAAUGGAUUUGAAGUAUAAAAGCUUCCUUGACGAAUGGGAAUCUGAUCCAAGAGUCAAAUGUGUCAUCAUUGAAUGCAGCACACCUCGUGCCUUUUGUGCUGGGAUGGAUAUUAAAGGAGUUGCUGCAGAAAUCCAAAAGGACAAAAACACACCUCUUGUGCAAAAGGUAUUUAUAGCAGAAUAUACUCUGAUAUGCGCAAUUGCUGGUUACAAAAAGCCAUAUAUCUCCCUAAUGGAUGGAAUAACAAUGGGAUUUAGCCUUGGCCUUUCCGGACAUGGUCGAUACCGUGUGAUAACAGAGAGGACGGUUCUAGCCAUGCCGGAAAAUGGAAUUUUGUUGUUCCCAGAUGUCGGGUUUUCAUAUAUAGCAGCUCAUAGCCCUGGGGGAGGAUCUGUUGGUGCUUAUCUUGGUUUAACUGGAAAAAGAAUCCUAAAGCAUCCGCUACAAUUCAACUUUCUAGAUUCCCAACAGCAUCAUGCUAAUAUUUUUUUUUACCAACAUCGUACUAAUACUAGCACGUGAAAAUGAUCCAAACAAACAAAAACACCAAAACAGCCAACACAAAAAAAAAAUAUUAAAGGAUUGAACUAUUUCUUUUGGUUUAGUCUUUGAAGAAAUUUUUGUUUUACAGAAAGUAUUUGUAUAAGGUUAGAUUCAUCUUAAUUUUCAAAUUAUUAAUGGUUACACUACAUUUAAGUUA
Brassica oleracea var. oleracea is the source of this 1028-nucleotide messenger RNA. RefSeq names its product 3-hydroxyisobutyryl-CoA hydrolase-like protein 3, mitochondrial. Gene Ontology annotation, cellular component: cytosol. The transcript has 6 exons. Gene Ontology annotation, molecular function: 3-hydroxyisobutyryl-CoA hydrolase activity. Gene Ontology annotation, biological process: L-valine catabolic process. The coding region runs from base 227 to 850 and encodes 207 amino acids. NCBI's taxonomy places the organism in Eukaryota, Viridiplantae, Streptophyta, Magnoliopsida, Brassicales, Brassicaceae. The record is from RefSeq and is a predicted model, not a curated record.